Molecule: messenger RNA, 3334 nt
Organism: Bufo bufo (common toad)
Lineage: Eukaryota; Metazoa; Chordata; Amphibia; Anura; Bufonidae
Gene: KIT
Product: KIT proto-oncogene, receptor tyrosine kinase
Biological process (GO): protein phosphorylation; Kit signaling pathway; positive regulation of cell migration
Cellular component (GO): signaling receptor complex
Molecular function (GO): transmembrane receptor protein tyrosine kinase activity; cytokine binding; ATP binding
Source: RefSeq, a predicted model, not a curated record
UCGGGGAGAGAGCGAGAAGACGACAGACUAGGAGUCGGCGCUAUGAGGCAGCCUCCCUCCUGGACGCUCAUCAUGGGCUGGGAUGCGCUGUGCCUGCUGCUGCUGGUCACCUAUCACACAGCAGAUUCCUCUCCUACAAUAUCUGUCUCUGGAAGGCAACUUGUGAAUGCAGGAGACACAUUCAAGGUGUCUUGCACAGAUUCUGCCCCAGUAGAAUGGUACAUUCAAAAGCUGGGACAUGGUAAGAAGCCAAGGCCUGUUAUUCGCUCACAACAGAAAUCCUUCAGUGGAGGGUCCAACCUCAUAAUCUUAAAGGCAGAACGGAAACAUACCGGAAAAUACAUCUGCGCCAAUAAAGGUGUCAACCCUACAGAUAAUAACGCCAUCUAUCUCUUUGUCAAAGAUUUAAGCAACCCAUUCCUUGAGUUUCCGAUAUAUUAUGAUGUGAGAGAAGGUGAAGAUAUUUCCGGCAUCUGUUUUGUCUCCGACUCGGAAGUUACAGAUUAUUCUAUUAGAAAAUAUGACAAAUCCCCCCUGCCCAAAGGUUUUGUGUAUGAAAGUGACAUUGAAAACGGCAUUACCAUAAAAAAUGUACAGACAAAUUUCAUCGAUUACUAUGUGUGUUCUGUGAAUCAAAAUGGAGUUGUUAAGACCUCCCAGGAGUUUAGAUUGGUGGUGACUCCAGUUCAGAAAAGAAAACCUGUAGUGUCUGUUACAAAAUCUAGACUGGUUCUGAAAGCAGGGGAACCAUUGGAGGUGACCUGUGUGGUGAGGGAUGUUAACACUGUGGAGGUCAACUGGCUAGAUGCACCAACCAUGAAGUCCACUACAAACAGCAAGUACCUAUCCGGUACAGUAUUUGAACGGAACAACACUCUUAGCAGCCGUGCAGUCCAGCUUAAUGAUUCUGGUGUAUACACCUGUCAAGCCAGGAACAGUAUCGGUGUGAGCAAAGCCACCUUCACAUUAGAUGUCCUUGAAACUGGAUACAUCAGCCUGUCUGUAAUGGACAACACCACACUUGAUGUGGGGGUAAAUGCCGGGGACAACAUCAUACUGCAGGUCUAUAUUGAAGCAUAUCCUCAACCAGAUGAAGAAUUGUGGACUUUCAUGAAUGAGACUGUUCUCAACACCUCUGACCAUUUUGUACAGUCGCGAGACGAAGGCAACAAUAGGUAUGUUAGUGAGCUACAUCUGAUCCGCCUGAAAGGGAACGAGAAGGGAAUCUAUAUGUUUUAUGCCUCGAAUUCCGAUGCCAACUCGUCUGUCAGCUUCAACAUAUCAGUGAAGACAAAACCAGAAAUCCUCAUAGUUGAGAAACUGGGUAACGAUAUGCUGCAGUGUGUGGCAACGGGGUACCCUGCGCCUUCCAUUGACUGGUUAUUCUGUCCGGGAUCUGACUCCAGGUGUACGGAUUCUCCGGCAAUAAUGCCAGUUGACACAAAGCAGAGCAUGGAAAACUCCUCUCUUGGGCGCACAGUUGUAGAAAGUAUCAUUGAUGUGAGUUCUAUUAAGGAGAAGAACGGCACCGUACACUGCAUCGCCUACAAUGAUGUGGAGAGGAUUACGUCUAUAUUCAGUUUUGCCGUUACAGCAGAUAUGGGUUCCCACACGCUGUUUACGCCCUUGCUGAUCGGAUUUAUAGUAGCCGCCGCGGUGAUGUGCGUGGCCACGGCGGUCCUCAUGUACAAGUACUUGCAGAAACCAAAGUAUGAAAUUCAGUGGAAAGUAGUGGAAGAAAUCAAUGGAAAUAAUUAUGUUUACAUCGAUCCAACGCAACUUCCUUAUGACAACAAGUGGGAGUUCCCUAGAGACAGGCUGUGCUUUGGUAAGAUUCUGGGUGCUGGCGCUUUUGGUAAAGUGGUUGAGGCCACGGCAUAUGGCCUAUUGAAGGAAGACAAUGCACUCACAGUUGCUGUGAAAAUGCUGAAACCGAGCGCCCAUGCUACGGAGAGGGAAGCCCUUAUGUCUGAGCUGAAGGUCCUGAGCUAUCUUGGCCAUCACAAAAACAUUGUAAACCUUCUAGGAGCCUGCACCGUGGGAGGCCCAACCCUUGUCAUCACUGAAUAUUGUUGCUAUGGAGAUCUUUUGAAUUAUCUACGGAGAAAACGUGAUUCCUUCAUCUGCCAAAAAUUUGAGGACCAUUCAGAAAGUGCCCUUUACAAGAACCUCCUCAACUCAAGGGAACAUGUUUGUGAUGAAUUGAGUGAGUACAUGGACAUGAAGCCUGGAGUUUCUUACGUGGUGCCAUCCAAGUCAGACAAAAGAAAAUCAGGUUCAUAUGUUGAUCAGGAUGUCACCAUUGCAAUGCCUGAAGAAGAUGAUUUAGCCCUAGAUACAGAAGAUCUGAUUAGCUUUUCAUAUCAAGUUUCACAGGGCAUGAACUUCCUGGCGUCUAAAAAUUGCAUUCACCGAGACCUUGCAGCAAGAAAUAUUCUCCUCACUCAUGGUCGGAUAACAAAAAUUUGUGACUUUGGCCUUGCUAGAGAUAUCAAGAAUGACUCGAAUUAUGUGGUUAAAGGAAAUGAGAGAUUACCAAUGAAGUGGAUGGCACCUGAAAGUAUUUUUCAUUGUGUGUAUACAUUUGAAAGUGACGUAUUUUAUGGGAUCCUACUUUGGGAGAUCUUUUCUCUGGGAAGCAGCCCAUACCCUCAUAUGCCGGUGGACUCCAAGUUCUACAAAAUGAUAAAGGAUGGUUACCGCAUGCUGAGCCCAGAUUGUGCACCAGCCGAGCUCUAUGAGAUAAUGAAGAGCUGUUGGAACAGCGACCCAGUGAAGCGACCUACCUUUAAGCAGAUUGUACAGAUGGUGGAACAGCAGCUUUCAGACAGCAAGGGGCAUAAGAUUUCAAACGGCUCUCCUGUGUGUCUGAACCACGCCCCUGAGGAUCAUUCCGUGAGGAUCAAUUCAGUGGGGAGCAGCACAUCAUCUACUCAGCCCUUACUGGCCAACAGGGAACGCUGAAGAUCCCUUCAUGUCGCUUCUCGCUGCUUGUGGAUCUUAUCUUCACACACAUUUCCAAAUGUUACAACAUUGUCGCAAUCCUACUGAGCUGCUGAAUUUCAAGACAGAACGUUCGCUGGCAUUGCUGAUACAUGUGAUAACAGAAGAAAUAGACUUUAGGUAUAUUCAAACAUAUUGUCACACGUUGUUUCCUUGUGAAAAUCAUAUGGAAACAACCAACUGCAUGAAAGCUCGACCUGUGUGUCAGUGACCGGUGGUGGAUUAUGGAUAAAGACUUGAGAUCCUGGAUUUAAAGCUUCUGAGAUCACUGAUCCAGGAAUUUUCGAAGAGACUUAAAGGCAUUGUUAAUUGACUUGUAGCAUUAAAAAAA